Molecule: messenger RNA, 594 nt
Organism: Penicillium longicatenatum
Lineage: Eukaryota; Fungi; Ascomycota; Eurotiomycetes; Eurotiales; Aspergillaceae
Product: HD domain-containing protein
Exons: 3
Coding region: 1-594 (197 amino acids)
Source: RefSeq, a predicted model, not a curated record
AUGGACUCAACUUCCCCAUCCGCAAAGGCCGAAGCCCUGAUCGCUUCACUCGAGCAAUACGGACAAGGAGAUUACAUUGGCGAAUCCAUCAGCCAGUUAGAGCACUGUUUGCAGGCAGCGAACCAGGCCCGCGAAGCAGAAGCGCGAGAUGAACUGGUAAUUGCAGCCUUACUCCAUGACAUCGGUCAAAUCAUUCCCCUGGAAUCGACCAAAGAAGUCCGCAUGAAUCUCCGCGAAAGCAGCGAGAAUGUCGGCCGCGUUGGUCACGAGGCCAUCGGUGCCGCCUACUUGAAAUCCUUGGGAUUCAGCGAAACAGUAUGCCGGCUAGUUAAUAGCCAUGUUGCUGCGAAGCGAUAUCUUACGGCUGUGAAUCGUGAGUACUAUGAUUCUUUGUCCUCUGCAUCACAGAAGUCCUUGGCUUUCCAGGGUGGUCCGUUUCAAGGGGGUGAGCUACAAGAGUUUGAGGAGAAUCCUUUGAAGGAUGAGAUGGUUUCAAUGCGUUUGUGGGAUGAUCGGGCUAAGCUGGUCGGAGUUGAGGCCUCUACACCUCGUGCUAGCGCUUAUUUGGAUAUGCUUAUUAGCCACCUGUCCUAG